AUGCCACCGACACGCUACGACAUCGAUCAGGACAUUGACGACCUACACGACCUCACACCGCCACGGCCACCGCCACGCGGUGCACGGCCAUCCGUACCUCCCGCCGUCGCACUGCUACCAGACCUCGAUGCGCUCCCUUCCUCGAGCACCGACCGGACCAGCAAGCGCACAGGAGCGCCCUCCACGCCGCCGCCACCGCCCCUCGCACAGCUGACGACGCACUGGAUCAACCAACGCACCUCGCCCGAGCUGCUUCCCUACCCGACCGCAUGCAUAGCCACCCUCCUCUCCCAGAUGGACCAGCAGCAGUCGAUCCUCGACUCGCUCUCGUCCUUGCCCCCCUCUGACGACGCACAGGAGAUGGAGGACGAACACCUACGCCUCCAGUGCGUGCUCCUUGACCUCGAGCGCGCACGGUGGCUGUUGCGCAGCUACCUCCGCGCUAGGCUAGCCCUCAUCGAGAAGUAUGCCCCCUUCCUCGUUAGGGAACGGCAAAGAGGAGAGGGCAGAGGUAGGCUGAGCAACGUAGAGUGGGAGUUUUGCACCAGGUACAACGAUCUGCGUACCUCACACCUCCAACAUACGGUGCUCCAGUUCCUGCCAGAGCAGAUGCGCGGGAUGGACGACCAGGCCCUCAACUCGAGCGGCGCCGACAGCGGGAAGGGCGACAUGGUCGAGCAGCCAGACCUCGACUCGCCCGUCUUUGUGCGCUGCCGCGAAGAGUGCGGCAACCUGCUGCUGCCCGACGGCGAGACGGCCAACCUAUCCAAGGAUUCGGUCCAUUUCCUACGCUAUCGAUCGGUGCGCCAUCUCGUAGCCCAGAACCUCGUCCAGCUCAUAUAA
Messenger RNA from Pseudozyma flocculosa PF-1, 843 nucleotides. RefSeq lists its product as uncharacterized. Bases 1 to 843 code for a protein of 280 amino acids. The record is from RefSeq and is a predicted model, not a curated record. Gene Ontology annotation, cellular component: GINS complex. Gene Ontology annotation, biological process: double-strand break repair via break-induced replication; DNA-templated DNA replication. NCBI's taxonomy places the organism in Eukaryota, Fungi, Basidiomycota, Ustilaginomycetes, Ustilaginales, Ustilaginaceae. The transcript is spliced from 3 exons.